This is a messenger RNA of Triplophysa dalaica, 4110 nucleotides long. RefSeq names its product Kruppel like factor 15 (gene klf15). The transcript is spliced from 3 exons. Gene Ontology annotation, molecular function: RNA polymerase II cis-regulatory region sequence-specific DNA binding; DNA-binding transcription factor activity, RNA polymerase II-specific. The record is from RefSeq and is a predicted model, not a curated record. The coding region runs from base 349 to 1677 and encodes 442 amino acids. Gene Ontology annotation, biological process: regulation of transcription by RNA polymerase II. NCBI's taxonomy places the organism in Eukaryota, Metazoa, Chordata, Actinopteri, Cypriniformes, Nemacheilidae.
GCAGGUUCAAUGACGACAGAAGGAAAGAGACUCGCCUACUUCUACAGCUGCACCAAUCCGAGCGUGUCGAGCAGACGAGCCUUCAGAUGCCUUCUGCACAUCGACUCUUUUAUAGCCCACAAGACUGCGAUCGUGUGACAGCAGCACAACACCAGCGAGCCUCCGAGAGCAUGAUCUUCCAUCAGAGCCGUGCUGUCUCAAGGGCACAUUUAUCCACAAAUGAAGCAUUCGACAGAGAAGAGAAACGGAUCGUAUUAGAGCUGUAAAGAUCGAGGAUUAAUACGAGUCUUUUAAACGGGACGAAGAAAAUCCUGAAUCAUUCACGCUGCGGACAGGCAGUAGCCAGGAAUGGUGGAUCACUUGCUGCUUGAUGAAGAGACUUUUUUUUCGUACACUUUGCCGCCAACCCACGACCUUUCGGAUAUGGUGACAGACGACGGCGUGUAUCAUAUGCUUCCGUCUCCAUUCUCAGAGGACAACCUGAGCGACUCAUCCAGCUCACGUUCCUGCUCCAGCCCCGAGUCUCAGGUCCUUGGCUCCAGUUGUGGGAGCACCUCGAGCGGAGAAAGUCAAGAUGGCCUCCUCGACUUCCUCCACUCUCAGUCCACUUUGAGCCAAAUCUCCUCGACCACAAUGUCUCCCAUGGUCCCUCCCGUCCUUCCCAUGGGUCUGUCAUGGGAGUCGCGACGUGACCGCACCGCCAAAGAGGAGUGCUUUGAGUUUCCAGUUUUCCCAGGAGAACUUGAGGACCACGCAGGGCUGCUGUUUCAGCCCACGCUGGAGGAGAUCGAGGAGUUCUUGGAGGAGAAUAUGGAAGUCGUGGCCUUUAAGGAGGAAACCAGUGAGGGGUUGGUGAACAGUUCUGACAGCCAAGGAGAUGCGUCUGAAACAUGGGCCCAAACCUUAGACCAAACCGUGCCUGUCUCGAGUGACGUAGUCACAGCCAACGCCGAGCCCAAAAGUGAACAAUCCUCACUAGCGACCUCCACAAACCCUCAAAGUGCGCUGAGAAAGGAGGAUUCAUCUGGGAAGGAUGUGGGAAUGGAGAGUCCCGGCGUGCCCGUGAUUCUACAGCUUCAGCCCGUCCAGGUUAAGCAGGAACUGAACCCCAAAGCCGCCCCGUCAACACCACAACCUGCUUCGGACAUCAAAAUAACACAGCUCCUCGUGAACAUCCAGGGUCAGACAUUCGCCCUGGUUCCUCAGAUGAUCCCCCAAGCCAGCCUUAACAGCUCUUCCUCCAAGUUCGUCCGCAUCGCCCCAGUUCCCAUCGCUGCCAAACCCAUGGGCCUUGGGGAGAACGGAACGGGAGACGGCCAGGGUGCAGGACUCAUGGUCGGCGGACACAAAUUCCAGAAAAGCUCAGUAGCUGAUCUUAUAAAAAUGCACAAGUGCACUUUUCCUGGCUGUGCCAAGAUGUACACCAAGAGCAGCCACCUGAAGGCCCACUUGAGGAGACACACGGGAGAGAAACCGUUUGCUUGCACUUGGCCUGGCUGUGGAUGGAGAUUCUCCCGGUCGGACGAGCUGUCGCGACACCGCCGGUCUCACUCUGGAGUUAAGCCCUACCAGUGUCCCGUGUGCGAGAAGAAAUUCGCCCGCAGCGAUCACCUGUCCAAACACAUCAAAGUCCAUCGCUUUCCACGAAGCAACAGGACAACGCGAACUACACACUGACCCCACACAACCCCCCACCACGGAGAGAGAGAGAUAGAACAAGAGAGAGAGACCCAUUCAUUUGUGGUACUGUGAUAAUUUAUUAAGUGAGGCUCAUACGAACUGAAGAAGAGUUUGUACUCAAAACUGUUACUUGACUCGUCGGCCUCACAGAUUGAGCUUUGUAGAUUGUAUUUUUGUAGCGUCCGUGAACGUUUUCUUACGAGAACAAAUUUUGCAACGUUCAGAGUAUGUUUUUGUACUUGGAGGUAUGAACUGUUGAUGCAUUUGCCAAUCAUCAAGAUUCCUCGUGUCGCCGUUUUUCCCCCAACGUAACAAGUGUUUAGCUCCUCUAAACAAAAACAAGAAAACCUCGGGUUCAUUCGAACUACUGAUCAUUGGUAGGAUUGUGCCAAUAUAAGCUAUGGGCAAACGUAAAGAGGCUUUUUAUGUUGACUUUCUGUUGUGUGCUUGCAAGCUGUGAAACGCCUCUCGGUGAGACCAUAGAGCGAACCAACGAAAGUCAAAACACGCACAUUUGUUGUAUGUCAACUGGCUUUCUGAUCAGUAUUGAAAUUAUUGGAAAUAUUUCAGUUGUUCUCCUUUUUGCUUUUUCAUUAUAUUGGUUGCGUCAUCAAAGACUUCUAAGAACAAGAUACCUUCCGGGCCUUCGUGUUAUCUAGAUGUUUGCAGCUGGGGCCAAGAUAUUUUAACAGCAUGGCAAAACACACUUCCUUUUUGUAUCGCGACCUGAAAGAUGACAUGAUCUAAAUCAGUUGCUGUUGAUAUCAAAGCUAGGUCAAUCUUCACCCUUGUUCAAUCAAGUACCGAAUAACUCUCAAUUCUUACCUGCCUGGAAAAAUCUUUACCCCCCCGGACUACUUCACCAUCUGCCAAGUCACCCCGGUGACGGAAAGUGGAAUUGCAAGGUGCUAACCGACCUCAGCCGCAAGCUUCCACAUACAUUAGGGGACGCAUACAGGUCAAAUCCUCACGCUUGGGAAAUGUAGUCUGGGCUCCAUCUGGAGUUUAAUGGGGACGUUCUUCAUGGGAACUGUAGUCAUGGACACAGCUUGAGUGCUGAUAUGGCAUGUUGACCACAUGUUUGCUACAGGAAUGCAUGUAGUUACUAGUUGGGUGCCGAUAACUAGCGCUAAUAUUUAACGAAAGGUCUUAUUACGUGUUGUAUAAGGAUUUUACAUCCUUGAAUAUGCAACUGGUCUAUGCAGUCUGUUUUGCCAAAACAAUAGCCGAAAUGGAAGCAUCUACAAAGUUACCCAGAGUGCCUCAGGUGAUUCUUUGAUUUAAAUUUGCUCUUUGUACAGGCACAUACAGAUGCAUCCACAUAUAUAAAACGCAGUAUAUAUGGUUCCUGUACAACAGGAACUAUAUGGGUUUCUGACUGCAGUUUAUAAUUAUGGUGACAUGGUAAUCGUUGUGGUCGGGAAAUUUGAUCUUGGAUCAGAUUUUGCAGAGUUGGAAGAGAUUAGAAGCAUUCAGUCCUCUCGCAGCUCAGCACAGGACCAGGACGGGUUCCAAUCCCUUUAAAUGAAAUAUAGUGUCCAACACAUUUCUCCACAUGUUUGCUAUAAAAGUGGAUGUUUUAUUGCUGUUUGUGCCUGUUUGACCUCAAUACAUACAGGACCUUAUAGGGAUAGUUUAGCCUAAAAUGAAAGUCUUUUAUCCUUUAUUCACUGUCAUGUCAUUCCAAACCUUUAUGACUUUUUUCUUCUGCCAAACACAAAAGAAGAGAUUUUCAUCAACGCUGGUAAACAAACAACAUUGGACCACUUUGACCUCCAUCGUGUAGGCACUUCUCAAAAUAUCUUCUUUGUGUUCCACAUUUCGAAAGUCAUAUAUAGGUUGGAUAUGACAUGGGGGCGAAUAAAUGAUGACAAAGUAUUUUUUGGCGAAGUGUCCUUUUAAGUACGUAUGAAAUCUCAUAGUUUGUUUUCCCUGUUUUUAAACGUGCGCUUAAUUCAUCUCACAUGAGAAACAACAGAUGAUUGAUUUCAUAGUUCAUAGCCCCACCAAUCCAAAUCACGUUACACAUCCAUGUUGAUUAUUAUGCCGAUGGCCUGUGCGGUCAAUGCGCCCCGUUCAGGAUCACGACACGUACAGACUAACACACGGACAGGAAGGCGGAGGCUGCGUAACGAUGCAUUCCUUACUGUCGACAGGAACUUCUCGUGAAACAGGUGCUUAUGGCCACUGAAUGUAUGUAUAUUGUAUGAACAGACUUUGUACAAAAUGAUGGAUCAGAGUGUCCUGGAUAUUCUUUUACUGACGUAUCUUGCGUCUUUGAUUGUAUAAAUGUCCCCUGUAAAAUGUAAACCAAUGUACAUAAAAACAAUUCAAUAUAUAUAUAUAUAUAAAUAUAUAUAUAUAAAUAUUAUAUAUUUUCUUGAUAUUCAUCAGAUGCAUUUACAAAUAAAGUGAAAAUAAGAACUUGGA